AUGACUCCCUCGGCGACGACGAGUAAUGGGAACACCGUGCCGGUCAAGGCGGAUACAAUCAAGAACCGUGCGGUGAUCCUCUCAAAGAUCGAUGAUAUCACCGUACAGGACUGGCCUCUGAAGCUGGAUUCGUAUCGAGAUAGCCCGCUAUACGUGCCCGGUUCGCCCUUGCCGAGUGGUACUGCCCUUGUCCGCAUCCGCGCCGGCGGGAUCUGUGGUUCAGACAUCCACUUCUGGAAAGAGGGCCGUGCAGGCCCUGAUAUCAUCAAGGAGCCGUUCAUCAUCGGGCAUGAAGCUGCUGGGGAAGUGAUUCAGGUCGCUGAUGAUGUCAAAUCGUGGGCCCCAGGUGACCGCGCCGCGAUCAAACCUUGUCUCCCUUGUCUGGCGUAA
This is a messenger RNA of Cladophialophora immunda, 390 nucleotides long. RefSeq lists its product as uncharacterized. Lineage: Eukaryota; Fungi; Ascomycota; Eurotiomycetes; Chaetothyriales; Herpotrichiellaceae. Bases 1 to 390 code for a protein of 129 amino acids. The transcript has 2 exons. The record is from RefSeq and is a predicted model, not a curated record. Gene Ontology annotation, molecular function: oxidoreductase activity; zinc ion binding.